GGUGGCGGUAGUUGAGAUACACACCUAAGUUAAAUGUUCCCCUUUACAGGACAUGCUUUACAGGUGAUAUCUUUACUACCAAGCUGAAGAUAAUCUGUCCGGUUUGCGAUGGAGUAAAACCUCGGCUGAAGGACCGGAGGAUGCCUUCACUGGAUGCCAAAAGUCCAAAGCCAGGGCCGUCGAGGCAGAUGGAUAUCGAGAAAGCUUACGACUAUCAACUUCCUCGUAGUAGCCACUGGGUAGUUGACGGUCCUUAGUUUACUAAGGGCCAUUAACUAGCUAAUGAUAGUCAGCCGUGCUUUCCAUGCGGUAUGGCUUUAGGGGUAGGGGCAGUAGGAGUCUGUCAGUCAUGGAGUCGUAAACCAGCGAUGCACGUAGCAGCUUGCUGUUAAACGAGUAAGUAGGAACGACGUGACUACGGAACCAGUUUGGUGAUAGUCCAUCCUGCGGAUUCCCAAACCGUGUGCCGUAUGAUCAAGCGGAGAAGAGCCGCUAUAUAAAUAAGAUGAAAUCCCAGAAAAGGCCAGGAGUUAAAUCAGCGGGGGAAUAGGUAGCUGACGAUACUGCAGCGCAGCGGUCUCUUAGGAGAAAGCGAUAAGUGCUAGGCAGUGAAGUCGGCUGCAUAACUAAGCCCCUAAAGCUGAUGUAGAUUCCAAAUGGCAAAAGAAAUAAGUCAAAGAAAGAUUUGAAAGAAGUGAAGUUGAUAAUAUGCCCUAAGUCGAUAAGGCACAACCAUUAGGAGAUCCCUGAAGAGUGAUCAAAAGGUAGGUGUAACAUGAGACAGAUAGGGUCGGGGGGCGCGUAGAGGUAUCUGAUGAUGUGGGUGAUGCCUGUUGAUAGGAUUCAGAUGUGGACUCCCUGCUGAUUCAUGAGUACUCUGCGUGAUAAUUGCUCGUACCCGUCGGAUUGCCAAGCCGUGAACCAAGUGAUCACCUCCUAUCUCUUAAUCGAUCAAUGACCGACCAUGGCUGGAGUUGACCGAGAGUACCGCUUGACGGGAUCUCGGGAUAUACUUCAUAAAGCAAUGGGAUGGUGGUGAUCGAGGAGGAGGAGAAUGAAGGGACCCGAAUGGUUUGGACCGGAAAAUACGAAGGGCAGAAUCAAUCAAAAAGACCUCGGUGGAAGAAAGCGAUAGUAUAGAAAUGCGGAGUUUUGCGCUCUAAUUUCUGAUCGCUGAAUUGCGGGCCGGAGGGCGCGGCGGACCAAUGUGGUCUGCCCGCCAGCCGGUCCGCCUUUUUUUGUGGUUUGAAUGGAGAGUGAGUUGUGCUCUGCCAACCGAGUAAGAGUUAAGAAAGAGUGGAUAUGGUAAUGGCUUAAGUUAAAAAGGGAUGCGAGGAGGAAGGAUGAGCUCAGCAGGAUGGAGCUCAUCCAACCUGUCAGUCGUAACUUCUCGAGAGAGAAGCCGGCGGAUUCAGAAACUUGUAGCAAAUCACUUCUAUUGAUAUGAUGCGUAAACAAGAUCUGAGUCCAAGCGAAGGAAUAUCGCUAUAAAAUUAUUCAACUUGGGAGGCGCUGAACAGGAAUGGACAGCGAAGAGCAUAGCGAACUCUAAGACCUCCUAUAGCGUCGUAACCUGGAAGUUCUCGAGUAGAUAAUGUCGACAACGACCCGUAGUGUGGUGUCGCGGGGAUAGGCCCCUGUGAUACCGGAUUGCGGUAGCCGACGCUAUCCAGGCCGGCAGGAUUGCCUUAGCCAGCCGUCCUAAGUUGAAAUCACAACUAUAAAAAAUUCUCUUGAAGUAGGGUUGCGGGCGUCGCCAAGCGUCAUUCCACGGUAGAGGAGUAGGGUCUACCACUAGAUGCCCGAACUUCUGGAAUAUGGCGCCUCCAGUAGUAUUAGCCUUAUGUCGAAUGGCAAAACGACAUGGACCGGUAUGAGCCAAAUAUUCGUGGGAUUAAAGAUGGAAGAACAAAUACAAACACAAACAAACAUAAAUAUAAGCGGUGAAAUUAAUCAACGAGCGGAUGCGAUGGUUGAAGUGGGCAGAGAACUGAAAAAGUUUCUGCUUGAUGACUCCAAUAAGAUUUCAAAAAUGGCGUCGGCGUUUAUUUUGGAUAAAAUGGCGGUAUAUGAGGGUAUUAUUGUAAAGCUAAUAGCGGAGAGAGCGGAGGCUAGAGGCAGGGCGGAAGAGUGUAGGUCACUCUUUGUAAAAACGAGUCAGGCACCAACGCAGACUAAUGUGGCUGGACCACAGAUAAGUACGGUGCAAAAAGUGAUACAGCCACCAAAGGUAGCGAUUCAAACAUUUGCGGUGGCGGUAAGAGGAGAUGGUGGAGGAAACGCGGAGGACGUAUUGAAAAAGGUUGAGCACAUGAGUAAAGAUUUAAAGGAGGUUAAGGUGAGAACGGUUAGGAAAAUUAGAGAUGGGGUAGUGAUAGAAGCGGCGACAGUAGAAGAUGCGGAAAAUAUAAAAAGGAAGGUGGUUAGAGAGAAAGGUUUGAAGGUUGCGGAAGCGGUGAAAAUGAAACCAAAACUGGUAAUUUUAGACGUACCAAAGGUAAUAAAGGACGAAGAAAUCGUUGAGGAUUUGUUUAAUAAAAAUGAUAUAAAUAAUAUAUCAGUAGAGGAUUUUGCGCGAGAUGUAAAGAUCGAAAAGAGAGUUGUGCGGAAUGAAUUGAGUAAUGUUGUAAUUAAAGUAACGGAGGAAGUAAGCCAGAAAUGGCUUACGAAGGGUUAUGUGUAUAUUGGUUGGCGGUCAUGCAAGAUUAAAGAAAUGGAAUUGGUGAAGCGGUGCUACAAAUGUUGUAGUGUACACCAUAGGGCGGAGCAAUGUCGUGAAAGGAAAUAUGUAUGUAGGAGAUGCGGAGAUAGCUCUCAUGAGGCGAAGAAUUGUAAGAACAGGCCUAGCUGUAAGUCCUGUUACGAAAGGACAGGGAAAGAUGAGGCGCACCCGACGGAUUCGGUGAACUGUCCUGAAUAUAUUAGGAAGGCCGAAUUUUUGAGGAAUAGGGAAACAUAUAAUGUCUAAGAAAAUAAAAAUUAUACAGUUGAAUUGCCAAAGAUCGUAUACGGUUAUGUGUGAAUUAGGGUUAAUAAUGCGGAAAGACGAUAUAUCGAUAGCUAUGGUUCAAGAGCCAUAUAC
Molecule: messenger RNA, 3082 nt
Organism: Phaedon cochleariae (mustard beetle)
Lineage: Eukaryota; Metazoa; Arthropoda; Insecta; Coleoptera; Chrysomelidae
Source: the annotation of a GenBank genome assembly